CCUCCCAUUUUUUCAGUCCAGUCCAGUCCCAUCUGGAAGCUUGGUCUCCAGAACCUCCUCUGACAAGCCUGCCUGCUUUCCUGUGAGAAUAGGCAGCCGCUGUCACAGAGGAGCCGAGGGAGUUCAGGAGGCAAAGCAGCAGUUGGCUCCCUUCUGGGAAAAACCAGAUGACCCUCUUCAAAGUGAUAAUGUAAACAGCGAGCAACUGGUGGAACCGUGGGAGUUUGAAGUAAAACCUGAAGAAUUCUCCUGCAGGAUAAGAGUAGAAACGACCAACAAUCGGGCAGUCCGCUCCGUCUGGAUACCGGAGCUGCAGCAAGUUUGCGCACCGCAAGCUCUCCCUCGUUCUCCGCCACAAUGUAUCAGACCCGGGGAUAACGCCCGUCCGCCUUCCACCCCGACUCUGGAGCCCGUGUCGCAGAAAAUCGACAUCUCACCAUCCGGAGGCGCUUAAUUCACCAACUGAGCUUUCUGUUCCAGCUUCCAGCGGACGAGUAGGAGGCCGCGCAGCCAUCGAGAUGAGCCUGGUGGAGGUGAGGCAGGCGGCGGGGUCCCUCACCCUGUCCCUGUCCAGCAACGACUCCAAGGAGCGCUACUUCGACCGUGUGGACCAGGGCGACCCCGACUACCUCCGCAGCAGGAACAUGUCGCCGGACCUGAGGCAGGACUUCAACAUGAUGGAGCAGAAGAAGAGGGUCACCCAGAUCCUGCAGAGUCCGGUGUUCAAGGAUGAGCUGGAAGGCCUGAUUCAGGACCAGCUGACGAAGGGCAACAACCCUACAGGUCUCCUGGCUCUCAGACAGAUUGCUGACCUGGUCAUGGCCAGCACCUUGGGAGGCGUUGGCCCCUUGACUUCGCCCAUCAGCUUUGGGAUGGUGACUCCAGUCAAUGACCUGUACGGCAUCGAGUCUCCCUCCUUUGCUAAAGGCGAGAAGCAGAGCCGCUGCAGGCUGGCCAGCCUCUACAGGCUUGUUGACCUCUUCAGCUGGGCUCGUUUUACAAGCUCCUACAUUACUGUGCGGGUCAAUAAAGAGCAGGACCAUGUUCUGAUCAGCCCACGAGGUCUGUCUUUUGCUGAGGUGACGGGGGCAAAUUUGGUGAAAGUAAACAUAAUCGGUGAGGUUGUGGACCAGGGCUCUACUGACAUGGGUAUCGACCACUUUGGGUUUGCGCCUCAUGCUGCCAUUUACUCAAUGCGCCCCGACGUGAGAUGUAUCAUCCACAUACAUACCCCUGCCACAGCUGCGGUGUCCUCGAUGAAAUGUGGAAUCCUGCCCAUUUCCCAGGAGGCUUUGCUUCUGGGGGACGUGAGCUGCUUUGGUUACCAUGGCAGCCUGGAUAAUAAAGAGGAGAAGGUGGAGUUUCAGAAAGCUCUGGGCCCGACUGCCAAGGUGAUGAUGCUGAGGAACCACGGGCUGCUGGCUUUGGGAGAAACGGUCGAAGAGGCUUUCCACUACGUCUACCACUCGCAGCAAGCUUGCGAAAUCCAGGUGAGUGCUUUGGGGUGCUCAGGCAGCGUGGACAACCUCGUGCUCCUGGACAGGGACAAGUUUAAACCCCUGACCCAGGGAGUGGUCGCAGCCGGGCUGGUGAUGGACAAUGAGGUCAAGUGGAAAGUGGGCGAGGCUGAGUUCGAGUCCCUUAUGAGGAUGCUGGACAACCUGGGAUACAGAACGGGCUACUCCUACAGGAACCCCAUCGUCCGCGAGAAGCCCCGCUCUAAGAACGACGUGGAGAUCCCUGCCACGGUGUCAGCCGUGCCACCGGAGGACAGUGAGCUGGGUCUGCGAAGCCCCUUCAAGUUUGCGGUGCAGAAACAGCAGAGGGAAAGGACUCGGUGGCUCAACUCGCCCAACAGCUACUUGAGGGUCAAUGUUCCCGAGCAGUCACCCAGCGGGGAUGUCAGCCCCAGGACCAAGACUGUAUGGAUGAAGUCUUCACAGCCAGGCAACAGCAUCGGCACACCGAUAAAGAUUGAGGACCCCAACCAGUUUGUCCCACUCAACACUGAUCCAACAGAGGUUCAGGAUAAGAGGAACCGGAUAAAAGAACAGCACAGAGGUGACCACAUGACUCCAGGACCAAAGUCUCAGUUACUAGCGGGCAUUGUCGUGGACACCAUCCCAGGACCAGCUUUCAUCAUUGAGGACGAGGAGCACACUCGCUCCCUUCCCCCCAACCCUUUCAGUGAUCUCACGGAGAAGGAGCUGGAGGAAUACAAGGACACGGUGGAAAGAAAGCAGCAAGGCCAAGAAGAAGACGAUGAUGCCACUGAUGCAGAUGAGAUGACGACGUUUGAUGGCUCCACUAUCUCCCUCUCCCUCUCUCCCAUAAUGACCCCAGCAAAACAAGACGCGAUCCCCAACGGCAAAGACCACCUGGCAGAGCUGGACGAGGAUCUGAGCAUCGAGGUCUCCAAGAUGAGCGUGAGCACCGCGGAAACGGUGGAAAUCUCCAUCACGUCGAAGGAGAAGACGGGGGAGGCCCAGACCCCGGAGAGCCAAAGCAAGUCCCCCAAGAAAAAGAAGAAGAAGUUCCGCACGCCUUCGUUCUUGAAAAAGAGUAAGAAAAAGAAGGAUGAGAAAGAAAAAACAGAAGCCUGAGAGCCUUCACCUGUAAAAACAAUUAGUGUUUUGCGUGGAAAACAUCUGAGUUGCGUUCUGAAUGUUCACCUUGUUGAAGGGAAGUGAAAUAAGACAAAUUGCUAUCACUCAGUCGGUAAGUCUCCCAGGACUGUGUUGUUUUUACACAUCUUCCCUCAUUCACAGCUAUUAUUCCAUGUGAAUGUUUUUCCAAGAUUGCAAAGUGGAUGUUUUUGUAUUUCCUGUGAGAAUUUGUGAUUGACGGCUCCUGAAGGGCUCGGCGAAAUGAAAUCAAGCGAAAAGUGACUGCAAAAACUGCAUCUUUGUGGUUGUUAUUACCCAUAUUUUUAAUGGGGCGUCACAGGAGCGCAAGGUCGUGAGGGGCAUGAAAGAAUCAGAUUACACUUACGGAUUUGUGAUUUUUUUUUUUUUUCUUUUUUGCACAUUGUUGAAUGUAAACUGAAAGCUAAGAAAAUUGUUUCAACAAUUUUAAAAUUUAACAGUCACACUAGUCGUGUAACAGUGGCCGAACAUAUUAUACCACGUUUAGCCUUAUAAGAAGUACGAUUUGUAUCUGAACCUAUUCAUAGUUAUAUUAUCUUGUAAUAAUAUAUGUUGGUUUCUAUUAUAGGUAUUGCAAUCUAGUGUUUGAUAGUUAAAUAAAUGAUUUUAUAGUCUUAACAUAUUUACUUUACAUACUAACUCUUAUACUAAACAUGCUGUGAGUGAUAAUUCAGUAAUAAUUCAUGUUGUUUUUACAGUCACGUCAGCGGUGUUGUUCCCAUGGUUGCUGCUUUAUUGUAAUUGUGACAAGGAAUCGACUGUGACUAACAGGAAGAGCUCAGCAAAGCGAUGGUUCUUGCAUAUUGACGUUCACGAGUGCCAAAGUCUUUUACAGAACUGACAGAGAAAUCAAAUGACUGCUUGUUUGGAUGCAGACGGUGAAAGUGCCAAGCCCGAAUCGCAGAACGUCGGAUGCAAUGGAUGUUUUGAGUCAUUUUGUCCAAAUAUUCAGUUAAUGGCGGUAUGCUGUGGAAAGCCUGUCUUCAUAGCCACUGUUAGUUUGCUAUAAUGUGUAUUAGAGGACCAUAUAUUUACAUCCCAGUCAAUAAUGUGAAUGAUUUGUUUUGACCCAAAGGGAGUGAACCUUUGUGAAUAGUUUGUUUUUGUGACGUUCUCUUUGCUAAACCAAAUGUUAAACCAUGAAACGUAGAAAUGUGACAGUACAAUCUAAUAAUAUUUUAACACUACUUUUACAGACAUGUUUUGUUAAUCCCCCUUAAUGCACAGCGCAUUUUGUUUACAAAUUGUAUUACUCAUGUAAAUUUGUGUGCCUGGCGCUUUUAUUUUUUCUGUUAAGUCGCUAUUUGUUUGACCCAGGUUUUUUUUUU
Messenger RNA from Chelmon rostratus (copperband butterflyfish), 3973 nucleotides. It is a transcript of the gene add3b, whose product is annotated as adducin 3 (gamma) b. The transcript is spliced from 16 exons. Gene Ontology annotation, biological process: barbed-end actin filament capping. Bases 519 to 2603 code for a protein of 694 amino acids. Gene Ontology annotation, cellular component: postsynaptic density; cytoskeleton; plasma membrane. The record is from RefSeq and is a predicted model, not a curated record. Gene Ontology annotation, molecular function: actin filament binding. Lineage: Eukaryota; Metazoa; Chordata; Actinopteri; Chaetodontiformes; Chaetodontidae.